Messenger RNA from Closterium sp. Naga37s-1, 3471 nucleotides. The record is from the annotation of a GenBank genome assembly. NCBI's taxonomy places the organism in Eukaryota, Viridiplantae, Streptophyta, Zygnematophyceae, Desmidiales, Closteriaceae.
AUGCGCGUCGAGCUGAUACCCGAGGAGGGGAAGGUGAACUGCUACCGCAUUGCGGCGGGCAUGAAAUCCCGGCACCCCCCCGGCGUGAUCUACGGCCUCCUGCGCGACUUCAAGCGCGGCCCCGCCAUCUUCCGCCACAUGGACAAGUGCUCCUCCGUGCCGCAGCCCGACGGAAGCCUGCUCGUCGUGCAGAACGUCAAGUGGCGGUUCCAGUUGUUCUCGGGGAAAUUCGACCUGGCGCUCUACUGCCACUGCGACGAUGCAACACGCACUAUCACGUACCGACUGGCAUCUCCUGGAUUCAUGAAAGAUUUUGUCGGCACAUCAACCAUUCGCAGCCUUUCCUCCCUCCCUCACACCCCACCCUCCUCCUCCUCCCUGCCUCUCACCGUUCCUGGCACACGCGCUAUCAGCCACCCCCAGCCUCUGCUACAACCAGAGCUACAGCCUCAGGCACCUCAGCCUAAGCCCUUGCACCCAGCGCUACAGGUAAAGCCGCUACAGCCGCGCCUCCCGCUACAGCAGCGGCUGCUACAGCUGCAGCAGGCGAUUCCCCUCGGCCGCUUCCCCACUCAGCUGCUGGCGUUUGGGCGAGUGGCUUUGGGGGAGCCUCGGAUCGAAGGCGAGGGUCUAGGAGGGGGGAUUCUGGGUGGAUGGCCAAGGAUGGGUGAUGGAGCUGCUCCUGGUGUGCCCCUGGCAGCAGCAGCAGGAGCAGUAGGAGCGCCAGCAGCAGAAGGAGUAGUAGGAGGAGGAGCAGUAGGGGGCAUGGUAGGAGGAGCUAAGAUUGGCGGAGGCGUGCAGUGGAACGGUGGCAUGCCGAAAUGUGAACCGUCGGAUUGCGGGUCGGUGAUUGAGAUCGUCCAGAGGGUCGAACCAACUGCAUUGCCGCUUGGCCCUUUGACCCAGUACAUACUGGGGUACAUCAUAACAAGCCAAAUGCGAGGGCUAUUCCACGACCUGUGUGUGGAGGCGACAAACAUUGAAGCGAGGAAUAUUGCGGAACAGGCAAGGUUAAAGGCUGCUGCUGCUGCCACCGCGGGUUCUGCUGGAAUGCCACCUGGGCCUCCGCCUGGUCCCCCACCUGGCAUGCUUCCAGCAUCCGGGCCAUAUUCAGGCCACCCAUACGGAGCCGCCAACGCACAUAAUGCAUCGUCCUAUUCUGCUCCUAAUUCUGCUUACGGUCUUAAUCAGUCGCUUCCCCUUCCGCCUCCGCCUCCUCCGCCCACCAGCGGAGACCUUCCGCUUCCCCCUCCUCCGCCGUUCCCCCCUCCCCCCUCCGGCUCCCACCAUCCGACACCUCCUCCCCCACCCCCGCCCACGUCCGAUCCCCCGUUGCCCCCUCCCCCGCCCUUCCCGCCGGCGCAUUCCGCGCUUCCGCCUCCCCCGCCUCCCCCAUCCGCUCCUGGCGCGGGGACUCUCGCCCUUCCGCCACCCCCUUCCGCCCCGCAGCCUCCGUCCGCGGAGAAGGGGCGGCAUGGGGGUGGGGAUGGGCGAAGAGACAAGCGCGGAGCUGGCGGAGAUGGGGGAGACGGCGGGCGGAGAGAUAGGCACCAGCAUAGUCACCAUUCGCAACAGCCACAGAAGCCGUCACAACCAGGAUCACACCCGCGCAGUCAGCAGCACCAGCAGCAACAGCACCAACACCAGCAGCAGCAUCACCAGCAGCAGCAGCAGGGGGAGAAGCAGAGGCACUCGGCGCACGCGCAGGCUGGGGGGAAGAGCAGCCACGUGGGCGGGGGGGGUGGGGGAAGCGGGGCGCUGGUUCCCGCGCGCGGAAGGGACGCGCCUGGGGGAGCAGCUGGGGGGGGAAGCGGCGCAGCAGGAGGAGCAACAGGCGCAGCAGGGGGGGCUAAGGACGAGAACCGACUGAAACGGCCGUCGACGUUCCAGUGUAGAGUGAGGUUCACCAACAGCCUGCCAGAGCCAGCGUCGCAGCCAAAGCUGCUGCCUUUGGGGGGGGACCCCCACCGGUACUCCGCCUACCACGUGUCGACUCUUGAGGCGGACCAUCGGCACCGCCUGCACGUGGAGCCGGACUUAGGGAUCCCCCUUGACCUGCUGGACUUAUCCGCUUACUGCGCUCCCCCUCCCGCCCAGCGCCCACAGCUGCACCCAGCAGACGCGGAACUCCUGAGAGACGACGAUGCGAGUGUCAAGCACAGGGAGGGCGCGGGGGCAGCAGCAGGGGGGGCGGGCGGAACGGGCGCGCUGAGGGUAAAGGAGAGGCCUACAGAUGCUGGGCUGAGCUGGCUGGUGCACACUCAGUACAUCUCCGCUGCUGGCUCUGGCAGUGCUCCCAAGAAGAGGGUGCUUAAUGAGAAGGAGGCGAAGCUGCUGGCGCUGCAGCUGGAGCUGGCAGAUGAGCAGGUGUACAGUACAAGGGAGGGGCAGAUCCGGUACAUCGAGGAAUCUUUUCAGGCUACCCGCAAGCCGCCCGUGCAUCCGUCGAACCCGAGCCUUGAGGCAGUGGAGGUGUUGCCGGUGCUGCCGCUGUUCUCCCUGGCGGGCCGCCAGUUUGUGCAUCUCGUGUUUGACGACACGCCUCUGGCUCACUCGCCUGCCCACAUGCACCUCAAGGAGGAGCAGAAGAAAGAGAUGGAGGCCCGGGCAAUAAUGAAGAAUUUCAAGGUGGCAGCACCGGGGGGAGGGGAGCCACAGUCAUUCGUGGCAUAUAUGGUGCCCAACAAGCGCGAGUUGGGGAAAAAUCUUAGGGAGGGGGAAAGUGCGCGGUAUGACUGGGUGCGAGAAUACCACUGGAAGGUGGCCAAGGGGGAGCAAGGGCGAGGAACCUUCCUCUUCUGUUUCAACAAGGACAGUGUGACUUACCUUCCAAUCAACACAAAGCUCACAGUGGCAAAGAGAAAGGCGAAGGAGGGAGGCAAGGCGAAGGGAGAGGAGGGGGAGAGAGUGGAGCUGCCGGUUCCCUCCAAGAUCACAGUGCGAAACCGAUCAGGGGAAGACGCAGAGGAGGAGGAUGAGGGAGGGGAGAGGCGGCGACGUGCAGUGGAGAGAGAGGAGGAUGAUGAUGAUGAGGAGCAUGAGGGACGGAGAGGGAGGGGAGCGAGAAGGGGAAGAGACGAGGAAGAGGAGGAAGAGGAGGAAGAGAGGAGGGAGAAGAGGCCGAGGUAUGGGAGUGAAGAUAGAGAGGAGAGGGGUGAGAGGGGGGGGGGGGGGGAGAGGGGAGGUGGUGGGAGAGCGGAUGGGAGUGCUGAUGAGGGAGAUGGGCGGAGGAGGCAGCAGGAGCAUAGGGCAGACAGUGGCAGUAGUGGUGGUGGUGGGGGGACGAGGGGUGGAAGGGGUGGUGGUGGGGAUGGGGGCAACAGUGAGAGUGAGAGUGAGAGGAGGGGGAGAGGGGAGGAGGAUGAGCGAGGAGGGAGGCAAGGAGGGGCGAGAUUUGAGAGUGACGAGGAGAGAGGGGGAGGGGGGGGUAGAGGUCACAGACGCGGGAUUAUUGAGAGCGAUUCCGAGUAA